CCUGACUUGUGACAGCGUGUCGAUGACGCUCAUUAUGGAAAGAACCCUUCUCGAGAUCGGCGACGACGCCCGCGAUGUCCAUUUCGAAGACGAAUCUUGUGUUGCAUACGACCACGACAGUCAGCAUGUUGCGAUCACCACCAUGUACGACAGAUGUGGUACUACACAAGAGCAUAACGACGACUACAUAAUAUUUACCAACAUGGUGACGUAUUACAAGCCCCGCCCUGAAAACGGAACCAAUGAGCUCAUCGCCAGAGAACACAAUCUUAAAAUUCCUGUUACUUGCUACCUGGAGCGGACACAGGUCUUGGAAGAGUCCUUCUUGCCUGAAGCAAAUCUUUAUGUUUUCGAAGAGGUAGGGUACGGUGAUUUCUCGCUAAACCUUGACCGGUAUACAAACCCAGGCUUCUACCAACCUGCCAACGAUUCCGGCGAAGUUACGCUCGGUACACCGCUAUACUUCGGCGUUCGCCUGACGUCCGUCACGAACCUAACGCUUCUCAUCGAGUCGUGCUGGGCAACAAGCUCGCCGGACCCACGAGACGAUCACCGCUAUGAUAUCAUCGAGAAUGGAUGUGCCGUGGACAGCACAACAGUCAUCUUCAAUUGGGCCUAUCCAACUUUCAAGGGAUUCAGUAUCGAUGCUUUCACCUUCAUAGGCGAUUACGACAAGGUUUACGUCCACUGCUCAAUCUUGAUCUGUGACAACAAUGACUCGGGCUCCCGCUGCGCCCAGGGAUGCCUAGCCCGAUCUCGUCGUAGUCUGCAGCCUACAGGCUCCCGAUCAAAACCUCAUACCAUCACGAACGGACCGCUCUCCGAUGCCUCGCGCACCCAAAGGGUUAUGUUGCUUGAUAGCGUUGAUGACGGACUCGAAUCUCAUGACCCUUUGAUGAUCGUGGGUGUGAGCGCCCUCUGUGUUCUUAUCGCUCUUACUGUCGUCAACGCGCUGAUGAAGGUACGCAUGCGUCGUCCUCGCCCCGAGCAGAUUGGCUAUCGCAGAGUGGGCGUUACUGAGCAGGACUAAUAACGGAUGAAGAGAGAGAGAAAAAACAAGAAGAAGAAGAAGAAAAAGAAAAAGCAAUCCCUUUGAUUGGAGUAAACUUACAAGUAUAAUUUUAAAGUGCCAAAGCUCCUCUUUGCACUGAAUCAUUUUGAAUAC
Messenger RNA from Strongylocentrotus purpuratus (purple sea urchin), 1165 nucleotides. RefSeq names its product ZP domain-containing protein. The transcript has 6 exons. The record is from RefSeq and is a predicted model, not a curated record. The coding region runs from base 23 to 1030 and encodes 335 amino acids. Lineage: Eukaryota; Metazoa; Echinodermata; Echinoidea; Camarodonta; Strongylocentrotidae.